This is a messenger RNA of Drosophila montana, 2906 nucleotides long. RefSeq names its product sodium-independent sulfate anion transporter. The coding region runs from base 76 to 1986 and encodes 636 amino acids. Lineage: Eukaryota; Metazoa; Arthropoda; Insecta; Diptera; Drosophilidae. The transcript is spliced from 5 exons. Gene Ontology annotation, cellular component: plasma membrane. The record is from RefSeq and is a predicted model, not a curated record. Gene Ontology annotation, molecular function: sulfate transmembrane transporter activity. Gene Ontology annotation, biological process: transmembrane transport.
GCGCUGUUUUGGGCUUCAUUAUCAAAUCGCGACUCACUGGAAACAGACCUCGACUCAUAGUCACAUAGACUAGUCAUGUACCCGCAACUGGAAGUGGACCCUGAGCUGACGGAGCGGGCGACUAAGGUGCGUCUUCUGGCCGGGCACCGCGAUACAAAAGAUGGAUCAGGUGCCGCCAGCGAUGACAAGGUGUCCAAGAAGGCACCGCCACCAUCCAGCAAAUGGAGGCGCGCUCUAUUGCGUCAUGUGCCCGUGCUUAAAUGGCUGCCCGCCUACAAUAUGGAAUGGGGCAUUGAUGAUUUCAUAGCUGGCAUCACGCUGGGCCUCACCAUCAUACCCGAGAGCAUUGCCUGCGCCCUGCUUGCGGGUCUGCCCGCUCGCUAUGGCCUGUGCUCGGCUUUCAUAGGGCCCCUCAUCUAUUUGAUAUUCGGCUCCAUUGACAAGGUCAUCAUUGGUCCCACCAGUCUUGUGGCACUGGUCAGCGUACAAUUCACCGUGGGACGGCCCGUAGAGUUUGCAUUUCUGCUCACCUUCUUGAGUGGCAUUGUCCAGAUCAUUAUGGGCUCUCUGCGCAUGGGCUUCGUCUUUGAGUUUAUAUCUAUGCCGGUGAUCAAAGCCUUCUCCUCGGCCACAGCGGUACUUGUUAUUGAAUCCCAGAUCAAGGUGCUGCUGGGCAUCAAGUACUUAGUGCCGGGCCUCAUCAGCUCGGUGAGCACCCUGAGCUCUCGCAUCCGUGAGGCCAACAUGGGCGAUCUGAUCAUGGGCUCGUGUGCCAUUAUUUUUCUGCUGCUGCUAGAGCUGCUUGAGCGCGUUGCACGCAGUGAGAAACGUGGCAAAGCUUUGCGGAUCUGUUGUCGCUAUUUAUCCACUUCGAGGAAUACGCUUAUUGUGCUCAUCGGUGGCAUUGUCUCCUACAUUUGGCUGGGCUACAGUGAGAAGUUGCCCUAUGCCCUCAGCCAGAAUGCGCUCUCCAGUUUACCCGACUUUGCGGUGCCCAGCUUGACUAUUGUUACGCCGGAAGGAAGCUACAGCUUCUGGCAGGUCCUCAGUGAACUCAGCGUGGGCAUCGUUGUCAUCCCCAUUGUGGGCAUACUCACAAAUAUAUCUAUUGGAAAACUGACACCCAAGGGUCUGGUGGAUACGAAUCAUGAGCUGCUCACCGUCGGACUGUGCAACAUGUUCGGGUCCUGUGUGCAGGCCAUGCCCUCGUCGGGCGCCUUUACGUGCUAUGCGAUCAGCACGGCUUGUGGCCUGAAGACGCCCAUGGCCAACUUGUAUCUGGGCAUCAUUGUGCUGCUGGCACUGGGCUAUCUGAGUCCGUACUUCAACUACAUACCGGAAGCGACGCUGGCGGCCAUUUUGAUUUGCUCGAUCUUCACGCUGUUGGACUUCAGACUUCCGCUGCGCCUAUGGCGCGAGUCGAAGCGCGACCUCGGCAUUUGGCUGCUGUGCUUUUGUGUGUGCGUGCUCUUUGGCGUGGAGGUGGGUCUGCUUGUGAGCAUCGUGGUGACGGCGCUCCAUCUGCUGUUUCUGUGGGCACGGCCGGAGAUACUGGUGAAGAUAGAGGAGCUGGAUGGGAUGCAGUAUAUUUCGGUAGUGCCCGGCAACGGCAUCUACUUUCCGGCCAUCAAUCAUCUGAGGAGUCUUGUGCUGAAAGCCUGCACCCAAGCCGACUUCAAGAUCACGGUGGUCAUAGAUGGCCACAAGAUAACGGGACUGGACUACACAGCGGCACAGGGUAUAUCGAAGCUGUCGAGUGAUUUGUGCCGGCAAUCGGAUGCCUCCAGUUCGAUUCUUUUAGUUCUCUACAGAUUUCCAGCGCAUUUGCAGCAUCUCAUCGAUCUGACCGACAAUUUGGUCUUCUGCGAGAAUGAGGCCAAGGUCAGGGAGUUCCUCACGCAGGAAUCCCUGCGCAAUGGCCACAUCAAUCUGAAGGAGCACAUACGUGCCUCCAUAGAUCUGGGGUAUAAGAUUGAUAUCGAGUAGUUGAACAUAUUGAAUUAUAGCACUAGGUCUCUAGAUAUUAUUUAUUUAAAUGUGCUUUCCUUUUCGUUCUGGCUUAGUCCUGGAUUCAGCUAUUGAAUCCCAAAAAUAUAUCUCCUAUAAAUAUCUAAAAUAUUGUCGCUUUCUGUCCAAAACGGAAGCCCGGAAACCGACAUAAAAGUGAAAAAGUGGAGCAAAUGCGCUGAUGGCAGCAAUUUAUAAAAGCCACACUGACCUCUGCCACUCAUUUGCAGCCAGCCACACACAAUCACACACACAUUCACACACAAAGCGCUUGCUGGGACGGUGGCCUGCUUUAGGGGGAGGCGUGCCACUGGCGGCGCCGUCAAUGAUUGCCAAGCUAAUGGAUUUCUGUUUACUUUUUCACUUAGAACGCCGAACAGCGUGCGCAACAAAAAAACAAAAACCAAAAAAAUGGACAAAAAAAUUGUGAAAAAUAGCGCAAAGAAAUUAGAGAAAAGCGAAAGCGCAACGCAAACUCAACGCUCGAAUCACCUCCUGAGUAUUUGAAAAGCAGAAAAGCACAAAAUCAGUAAAACUGAGGAAAAAACUGCAAGGAAUUAUACUAAAAUGCUCGCGUAAAUUGGAUAAAACUAAGAAAAACACAGCAAAAGAAAAUACGAGCUAUAUGGCAAGUAAGCGCAAGAGACAGAGAGAGUGGGUGCGGGAGGGAAGGGGGAGGGCAAAAAGAGAAGAAGCUUGAGAGGCGAAACUAACGAACCUUAAAUGCUCUGAACAGAUAAGAAUUUUCAUUGGACGCCCUGCUCGGGGGUAAUAUCAUUAUAACAGUUUUUCAAGCAACAAUAUUUUAAUAUAGAAAUAAUCUUUUUAAAAUAUUUGUAAUUAUUAAUAUAAAAUAGUAUUAUAUAAUUUAGAAGACUAAUAAUAAUAAAGGAAGUAAA